This is a messenger RNA of Vigna unguiculata (cowpea), 2232 nucleotides long. Its product is annotated as NAC domain-containing protein 7-like. NCBI's taxonomy places the organism in Eukaryota, Viridiplantae, Streptophyta, Magnoliopsida, Fabales, Fabaceae. Gene Ontology annotation, molecular function: DNA binding. Gene Ontology annotation, biological process: regulation of DNA-templated transcription. The record is from RefSeq and is a predicted model, not a curated record.
CCUCUCUUCCUUCACCGUUUCACACUUUCCUCUCUCAACUCUUUACUCUAUGCAAAGCUUCAUAGAUACAUAGAAAGACACCCUUUUGCCGAGUGAAAACAAAGUUGUUCACUUGGUGUUGGUAGGGUUGAAUCUCUUUCAGUUUCAGGUUGAGGUGGCACUACACAACCAUUUCCUUCCACCUCUUCCAUUUCUGUGACUCACAAAACUUUCCCACCAAUUCAGCCUGACCGACACUGAGAUCUUGUUCGUCUUAUAUAUCUUGUAUUGUUUGCCAGAAACCAGACAGAAACAUGUAUAUUGUUAGGGUUUUAUUUUUCUGUGUUACUGUUUUCCUUCUUAUUUAACCUACUUUUCCUUUCCAGAAACAAAGACAAGCGUUCAUCGCUGCUUUCUGUUCUUCUUAUAUGCCUUUUUCCUCGGGAUCCGAUCCCACAAGUAAAACACUAACACAGGUUGUUGUUUGUUUCUUUGGGAGAGAACAAAAAGCUAGCUAACAGAAAAAGUCGACGGGUUCUGUUCCCGAGGACUUGUGUUUGUUACUAUUUCGACCUUUUUCAGUGCUUUUAUUGCGUUGAAAAUCUUUGUCUAUGAUUUAGGAGCUUCCUCUAUAUAUUUUGGAGACAUAUCACCACACAGCACCACUUUCAUCUCGGUGCAUAUAAACACCAACCCAUUUUGGAGGAAGAUUUCUGACAGAACCACCGUACCCAGAUCCGUGAAGACUAGCUUGAUCUGAAUCAACUGAGGAGAACAUGGACAGUUUCACUCAUGUUCCCCCCGGUUUUAGGUUCCAUCCAACGGAUGAAGAACUCGUUGAUUACUACCUUAGGAAGAAAGUGGCUUCAAGGAGGAUUGACCUGGAUGUGAUAAAAGAUGUUGACCUCUACAAAAUUGAGCCAUGGGAUCUUCAAGAGAUUUGCAGAAUAGGAACGGAAGAGCAAAAUGAAUGGUACUUCUUUAGCCAUAAAGACAAGAAGUAUCCAACUGGAACUCGCACAAAUAGAGCAACUGCAGCUGGGUUUUGGAAAGCAACAGGAAGAGACAAGGCAAUCUAUUCCAAACAUGAACUCAUAGGCAUGAGGAAAACCUUAGUCUUUUACAAAGGUCGAGCACCAAAUGGACAAAAGUCAGAUUGGAUAAUGCAUGAAUAUCGCCUUGAAACAGAUGAAAAUGGCACUCCACAGGAAGAUGGUUGGGUUGUGUGCAGAGUAUUCAAGAAGAGAGUAACAACGAUGCGGAAAGUGAACGAGCACGACUCUCCCAAUUGGUACGAUGAGCAAGUAUCUUUCAUUCAAGACAUGGACUCACCGAAGCAGAAUUCUCAACCUAAUUUGGUCUACCAGCUUCCUUAUCCUUGCAAGAAAGAGCUAGAUGUGCCCUACCAGGUGCCUCGUGACCACUUCCUUCCACUUCUGGAGAGCCCAAAACUGCUUCAAUCUGCUUCAGCCAUGACCCCAAAUCCCAUGGCACCAUAUCUUCUAGAUCAUGCGAACCACUCCACCACUCUGCUUCCCUCGUUACUCAUACAAGAAGAACAUGUUAUUGGUCAGCAGAUGAACUUUCAGACAACCUACGGCAACUGCAAUGAACAAGCAAUGGAUCAAGUAACCGAUUGGAGAGUGCUUGACAAGUUCGUUGCUUCACAACUCAGUCAAGAUGGAUCCAAAGACAAUAUCUUUCACGGCACGGACAACGGCAAUUGCAAUGUACAGUUCAGACAUUUCGACAAACAUGAGGUGGUGGUGCCUCAGGAAAAUGCUUCAACAUCAAACUCUAGCUACCCAAUUGCAUUGUGGAAAUAGUGACUGCUUUAUGAAUUGGUUUUGUUGGGUACAUACUAAUUAUAGGUACUUAGCUAAAAACAUCUCUUGCAAGUACUGUUUAAGUGCCUGUACAUAAUAAACGUAUAAUGGGCAAAACUUUAACUAUUGUGGAGCUUCUUGCUCCACUGCAUCUAUCUAGCUGCUAGCAUAUUCAAUUGAAAAGAAACAAAAAAAUAUAUAUAGUUAGUGAAAAGCCAUAUCUAUAUUUUCCUGAAGAUGGAAAGGUUUGAAAGGGUAAAAGUUGCAUUGUUGAGUACGCAUGCAUACAUGUAAACCAAGGUUCAAUAGCCACAUCCGCUAUGUUUUCAUUGGAUAGACCGGGUGGUCCACAUAUAUCUAUCUAUGUCUGUAUGUUACAAUUAAAACAAAAUAGUUAUAGAAUAAAUUCUUCUCUUUCUCCUUUUUA